Branchiostoma floridae (Florida lancelet) is the source of this 1745-nucleotide messenger RNA. RefSeq lists its product as uncharacterized. The record is from RefSeq and is a predicted model, not a curated record. Bases 1048 to 1413 code for a protein of 121 amino acids. NCBI's taxonomy places the organism in Eukaryota, Metazoa, Chordata, Leptocardii, Amphioxiformes, Branchiostomatidae. The transcript has 4 exons.
CCAGAGUUUAUGAGAAAAAGACUGUUAAUUCAGUGUAAAGUUGCACGAUCUCCCUCCAUGGGGACGUAUGAGCAUUAAUGGAACUUGCCGUGGGGUAAACUGUUUGCUCAAGCUAAACAUUCACAAAUAAACUAUUUGAACAAGCUGACAGAGAGCAAAGACAACUAAGCCACGACCUCUAUUGUUAAAAACCACAUUAGCGUGUGUCCGGGAUUAUGUAAUGUGAAAGAAAACGUUGGUUUAUCUUAAAACAAAAUAUACAAUCAAAUUAUAGGGUUUAGAGAAAGGCUAAAUGCCGAAGUAUGGAAAAAGUCCCCAAAAGAGUCUAAGGAAGACCUAAGAUACUUUGUUUUGUCCGUGUCACCCGUGAUUUAAUACUUUCUUCACCUUUUUACUGACCCCAUAAUUCUUACCUAAUCAACACCUUUUUUUUCCAACGUCGAUGUCAGAUGAACAAAAAGAGUAUAACAAAGUAAUAUGAGUUAUUUGGGCCUGUCACGCAGAGUAAUCAAGAGAAAAUUGCCUCUAAUUAAGAUCUGAAGGGUUUCCCAAAAGAAAUGCCGACUUCUGACAGAAUAUAGAGAAAAGCAAUAAGUUACAACAAACUCCGGCUAUAAUGUUGUACUGAUUAGUUUGCAAAGGGAGGAGACCAGGGUCCUUUUGGAACAAUUAAGUGCAAUUUGAUACCAUCAGAGACAUCAGCAUCCAUACAGUGAAACUGACAUCGAACGUCUUCGGCCUGACGUCAUAAGGUUCUAUGUCCGGUUUCUUGUCAUAUCCAGGCAAAUACAUGAAAUGUAUGUGCUCCAGAAUAAGACAGCUUGAAAUGAAGGAACUGCUUUGUAAGACACUGUUGCCCAUGGUAACUGAGACAAACUGCGCAGACCUGUAUAGAUAUCCGUGUGAUUCUGCCAGGCCCUGGGCAGUUGCAGCGCGGCUUUGCUCCCGAGAGGUCCUUUUGAGAUUGACGCUGGUAGGGUCUGACGCUAUAGCCACUUUGAACUUCUUUCUGAAGAUUUCCUGAAGAAAACCUCUCACAAUCCGAACAUGAAGUGUUUCAUCGCGCUUGUGCUGUUCAUGUGCGCCACCUGGCGGCUGACCGAGGGAGCUGCAUACUCGUCAGAACUGAAGAGUGAGACCAAGAUGUAUGGCCCUACAGGGAAGGCCCGGGUGGUGGACGUGCCCUACUGUGAGUGGGAGGGAAUUAAGAUGAUGAUCGGGAGUGGCUGGAGGACGGUGGGGUGUGAGGAGUGCUCAUGUAGCAACGAUGGGCUCUUCUGUGCAAGCCCGGGCCUGUACACUGUUCCUGACCACUGCCUGAUGCUGGUAAAUGAGAACUGUGAGACAGAAAUGGUCGACUCUAACGAUCCCCUCAAACCCUGCACCUUCCCUGGGCCUGAUGAGGAGCAGUGAGCUGCAGUACCGGCAGAUGUCACUAGGCUCCUUUGGGAUCCUUUCUACCACUGUGAUUGUGAAAUCAAGGAUGUUUUAUCUGCUGAAGGCUCCUUGGUAAAAUGGACACUGAUUUUUUUUGACAACUCGUUUUUUUUCUGUGAUAUGUUGUCCACUGUUGUCUUAACUUUGACUGAAUGUAACAUUUUGUUUGUCUUGUUUUAGUUACAUGUAUGGUGGGCCCCCUUGGAAAUCAACUUUCAAAAUUUUGUAGGGGCCACCCACCUGUUUUGAGAUAAAUAAACAAAUAAAUAAAAAAUUUCAGCAAGUCAAUUACUGUAAAUGUAUUUACG